AUGUACUACUCUUCGGCGGCUUUGCUGUUUGCUGGGCUGGCCUCGGCCCAGGUGGCCGAGUGGGGUCAAUGUGGUGGUAAAGGCUAUACUGGCUCGACUACUUGCGUGUCCCCGUAUACUUGCCAGUAUCAGAAUGACUGGUACAGUCAAUGCCUGCCCGCGACGAGUACUAGCAGUACUUCGAGAACAUCGUCAACCACCUCGAAAACGACUACCUCGUCGACCUCGACCAAAACGACUACCACAGUAUCAUCAACUACAUCCACUCCGGUGUCCACAUCCACUGUUUUCCCCUCGACCAGUGGACUCAACUUCACCAUUGAUGGAGAGACCAGCUACUAUGCCGGAACCAACUCGUACUGGAUUGGCUUCCUGACCAACAACGCCGAUGUCGACCUGGUCAUGCAACACCUGUAUGACUCGGGACUCCGCAUUCUGCGUGUCUGGGGAUUCAACGAUGUCAACACCAUCCCCUCAUCUGGCACCGUCUGGUUCCAGCAUCUCACUGCCGGAACUGCCACGAUCAACACCGGUGCCGACGGUCUGCAGCGUCUCGACUAUGUCGUCUCUUCCGCUGAAAAGCACGGCAUCAAGCUGAUUAUCAACUUUGUGAACAAUUGGUCUGAUUACGGUGGUAUUGCGGCCUAUGUCUCUGCCUUUGGAGGCAGUGCUACCACUUGGUACACGAACACUGCCGCUCAGGCAGCUUACCAGACCUACAUCAAGACUGUGGUUUCUCGUUAUAGUUCUUCGUCUGCCAUCUUCUCCUGGGAGUUGGCCAACGAGCCUCGCUGCAAUGGCUGUGAUCCCUCAGUCAUUUACAACUGGGUCAAGACGACCAGCGCGUAUAUCAAGUCUCUUGACUCGAAGCACAUGGUUUGCAUUGGUGAUGAGGGCUUCGGUUUGAACGUCGACUCGGACGGUAGUUACCCCUUCCAAUACGGCGAAGGCUUGAACUUCACCAUGAACCUUGCCAUUCCAACCAUCGACUUUGGUACUCUGCACCUGUACCCAUCGAGCUGGGGAGAGGCAAGCACGUGGGGUCCCACCUGGAUCAAGGCCCACGGCGACGCAUGUAUCGCUGCUGGCAAGCCCUGUCUCCUGGAGGAGUAUGGUUAUCCAUCUGAUCAUUGCAGCGUUGAGGGACCCUGGCAGACGGCGGCCCUGGAUACCAAGGGUAUUGCCGCCGAUAUGUUCUGGCAGUGGGGUGACACUUUGAGCACCGGUCAGACCUCGGAUGAUACCAACACUAUCUUCUAUGGGUCUAGCGACUUUACCUGCUUGGUGACGAAUCAUGUGGCUGCCUUUUAG
This is a messenger RNA of Penicillium subrubescens, 1311 nucleotides long. Its product is annotated as mannan endo-1-4-beta-mannosidase F. Bases 1 to 1311 code for a protein of 436 amino acids. The record is from RefSeq and is a predicted model, not a curated record. NCBI's taxonomy places the organism in Eukaryota, Fungi, Ascomycota, Eurotiomycetes, Eurotiales, Aspergillaceae. The transcript is spliced from 4 exons. Gene Ontology annotation, cellular component: extracellular region. Gene Ontology annotation, molecular function: cellulose binding; hydrolase activity, hydrolyzing O-glycosyl compounds. Gene Ontology annotation, biological process: carbohydrate metabolic process.